CUGAUGUGUUUUACAUUCAUCAUGAGCUUGUCAGAAAAUUAUUAGUUCCACAAAGGGUGCCUGAGCCUGAGGCAGUGCAGGACUCCUAUAAAAGGCAGCCCAAUGCUCUGCUCUCUCAUCCACUUCUCUCACCUCCUUCUCCUUGGGCAUCAGGUGAACAUCAGUCCCAGAGACAUGUCCUGCUGCAACCCGUGUCUGCCCUGCCAGCCCUGUGGCCCAACCCCACUGGCCAACAGCUGCAAUGAGCCCUGUGUCAGGCAGUGCCAGAACUCCACUGUUGUCAUUGAGCCCUCCCCAGUGGUGGUGACCCUGCCUGGCCCCAUCCUCAGCUCCUUCCCACAGAACACCGUUGUGGGCUCCUCCACCUCCGCUGCUGUUGGCAGCAUCCUCAGCUGUGAGGGAGUUCCCAUCAACUCUGGGGGCUUUGACCUCUCCUGCAUUACCAGCCGCUACUGUGGCAACAGAUGCCGACCCUGCUAAAGCUGACGGUGAUAUCAUCGGGCAAGAACCUUGCAAGACUUUGGAACGUGGUCCUUGAAAUGAGAUAGAGCUUCAUGGCAUUGCAUUCAGAGCUUUGAAUCAGUUUCCUUCUUCCACUCUUCUCUUUCUCUCUCUCACUUUCCUCUGCUCUUCCUGUCUCCCAAAACCAGCCUAGUGGGACCCUCCUUCUACAGGGCAGGCAGACUGUCUCUAUGCUGGAGCUUAACGACAUCCUUGUGGCUGCCUAUGGUUCUCCACGUAAGCCACCUCCUUUUCUUCUUAAGACUCAUUAAAGUUAUGCUGAAUUCAA
Molecule: messenger RNA, 790 nt
Organism: Columba livia (rock pigeon)
Lineage: Eukaryota; Metazoa; Chordata; Aves; Columbiformes; Columbidae
Product: feather keratin Cos1-1/Cos1-3/Cos2-1-like
Exons: 2
Coding region: 103-480 (125 amino acids)
Cellular component (GO): intermediate filament
Molecular function (GO): structural constituent of cytoskeleton
Source: RefSeq, a predicted model, not a curated record